AUUUAAUUAAGGAAUUGUUCAGUCAGAUUCGUGAGCAAGCCGUGGGCUCGUGAACAAUGUGAAAAGAUCCGAUCAAAAAGAAAGAUUCGUUCACGAAUAGGAGGACAUCGCUAAUAUGCAGAGCCCCCUGUGUCAUAGCCGAUGCAAGCGGUUUAUUGAACACAGAGCGGCUCCGUUUGAGCUUCUCGGCUGAGUCGAGAUUAUUUUCUACCUGGUCACCGACGUUGAACGUAUGAACAUGCUAUUUUCGACGAGAGGUGACAAGUCCAACUAAAAAACGGAAAUGGCUUGGUUCCACCAGGCUUUACAAGGCUCAGGCCAGCCAGAUGGAUCCAUGAUGCCCCCUACAGUGGAAGAUCUGUCCCAUACACAGGUCUCCAAGCACACCAUUACACAGUUAGGGAUGCCUGAUGGACAAGGUUGGUCAACACGUCCUCCAGUUUCCAUCACAGACUUUCCGCCUGCUUCCGUUCCCCAACGUCUGGAGGCACUGUCCUGCACAUCUCUCAACGUGGGCUCCAGAGAAGACUCCUUGCCGCUGUCUUUUGUGACGCUUCAGGAGCAAAGAUGUGUAUUAAGUUGGUUUUUAGGAUGGAACGCUGUCCAGAAACAACGCUUUCUGGAAGAUAUGAUUUCGAAGGCUGUGCCCGGAAAGGUGUCCAGUUUAUUAGACCAACUCAACACACUGCAGGUGAAUGAUCGCCCACCCAACAUUUUUGAAUGCCAGAUAAGACUGUGGACUCAGUGGUUUGAUUCAUGGAGCGAAGAGGAGAGAAAUGCCUUUUUGAACAACUUGGAGGAGAAGGAUCCAGCCUUUAUUGCGUACUUCUAUAGCCGCGUUGCUGGAACAGCAGGCAGAGAUUGAGGUUCUUCAUACAGUGUUUUUUUUGUUGUUUGUUUUCUCACUCUUCAAAAUAAAACUGAAAUCAAGUCUUAUAUGGACUAUUCUGAUGUUAAAGGGCUUUGAAAAGCUAUGUGCACGUGAGUGUUGUUUUCAGGCACUGAUGACCCUCAGAAUGUUUUGUUCAGAUGAAAAAAAAAAAAAAAAAAAAAUCUUAUGAAAUUUUUUCUAAAAUAAAUGUUUUUUUCACUA
Puntigrus tetrazona (Sumatra barb) is the source of this 1093-nucleotide messenger RNA. It is a transcript of the gene c2h14orf119, whose product is annotated as chromosome 2 C14orf119 homolog. The record is from RefSeq and is a predicted model, not a curated record. The transcript has 3 exons. The coding region runs from base 284 to 865 and encodes 193 amino acids. NCBI's taxonomy places the organism in Eukaryota, Metazoa, Chordata, Actinopteri, Cypriniformes, Cyprinidae.